Molecule: messenger RNA, 2527 nt
Organism: Telopea speciosissima
Lineage: Eukaryota; Viridiplantae; Streptophyta; Magnoliopsida; Proteales; Proteaceae
Product: poliketide synthase 37-like
Exons: 4
Coding region: 36-2483 (815 amino acids)
Biological process (GO): polyketide biosynthetic process
Molecular function (GO): acyltransferase activity, transferring groups other than amino-acyl groups
Source: RefSeq, a predicted model, not a curated record
UUGAUCUCCUCACAGCAAAGCAAAAAAGAAAAGCAAUGGGAUCGGUCGGAGACAUCUAUGAAGCUCAGCAUGCCGAGGGUCCAGCAACGGUGCUGGCCAUUGGCACUGCAAAUCCAUCCAACACCAUGUACCAGACUCAUUUCCCUGACUUCUACUUCAGAACCACCAAGAGUGAGAACAUGCCUGAGUUGAAGGAGAAGUUCAAACGUAUUUGUGAAAGAUCGACGAUUAGAAAACGCCACACCUUCCUUACCGAUGAAAUGAUUGCGGAGAACCCCUCAUUCUAUGAUCCAACACCUCCAUCACUUGAUGCCCGCCAAGAUAUUAUGGUGGCUGAAGUACCUAAGUUGGCCAUGGAAGCCGCAACCAAAGCAAUCAACGAGUGGGGACAACCCAAAUCAAAGAUCACUCACAUUGUAUUCACUACCAUUUCCGGUGUUGACGCACCGGGAGUCGACUUCCAGCUCAUUAAACUCCUUGGCCUUUCCCCAACUGUUCGACGUGUGAUGAUGUAUCAUCUUGGAUGUUACGGUGGUGGCUCUGUGCUCCGUGUUGCCAAAGACCUUGCCGAGAAUAACAAAGGUGCUCGUGUACUCGUUGUUUGCUCAGAGCUGAACUCCAUCAGUGGCUUCAAAGGACCCGAUGAGGCAGACUUGCAUGCCUUACUAGGGAUGGCAAUAUUUGCAGAUGGUGCAGCAGCUUUGGUAGUUGGUGCUGACCCUGACACCUCAAUUGAACAUCCAUUGUUCCAACUCUUCUCAGCAGGGACCCGGAUUCUCCCUGAUUCUGAAGAAAUGGUCGCUGGACACUUACGUCAAGCUGGUCUGUCAAUCAGUUUAACCAAAGAUGUGGCCAAAACUAUUGCUGCGAAUCUUGGGAAAUGCUUGGAGGAGUCAUUCACCAAAAUAGGCAUUAGUGAUUGGAACUCUAUUUUUUGGGUGAGUCAUCCUGGUGGGCCUGCAAUUUUGGAUUUGGUCCAAAAGACACUUGGCUUGAAGGAAGAUAAAUUGAAGUCAUCAAGGAAAGUGUUGAGUGAAUAUGGUAACAUGUCAAGUCCCACAGUAUUGUUCAUUAUGGAUGAGGUGCGAAGGAAGUCUAUGGAGGAAGGGAAAGCUACAACUGGUGAUGGGCUUGAAUGGGGUGUGUUGUUAGGGUUUGGACCAGGUCUUACUAUAGAGACGGUUGUGUUGCGUAGCGUCCCUACAACCUCAACUCAUAUUUUCAUCUUCGUUCUUCUUUCCGGUCUUUCACAGUUCUCCUCUUCCGAUCAACUCACAGCGAAGCCGAAAAAAAAAGCAAUGGGAUCGGUCGGAGAAAUCUAUCAAGCUCAGCAUGCCGAGGGUCCAGCAACUGUGUUGGCCAUUGGCACUGCAAAUCCAUCCAAUACUAUGUUCCAGACUGAUUUCCCUGAUUUCUACUUCAGAAACACUAAGAGUGAGAACAUGCUUGAGUUGAAGGAGAAGUUCAAACGUAUUUGUGAAAGAUCGACGAUUAGAAAACGCCACACCUUCCUUACUGAUGAAAUGAUCGCGGAGAAUCCCUCACUCUAUCAUCCAACAGCUCCAUCACUUGACGCCCGCCAAGAUAUUAUGGUGGCUGAGGUACCUAAGUUGGCCAUGGAAGCCGCAACCAAAGCUAUCAACGAGUGGGGACAACCCAAAUCGAAGAUCACUCACAUUGUAUUCACUACCAUUUCCGGUGUUGACGCCCCAGGAGUCGACUUCCAGCUUAUUAAACUCCUUGGCCUUUCCCCAACUGUUCGACGUGUGAUGAUGUAUCAUCUUGGAUGCUAUGGUGGUGGCUCUGUGCUCCGUGUUGCCAAAGACCUUGCCGAGAAUAACAAAGGUGCUCGUGUACUUGUUGUUUGUUCAGAGCUGAACUCCAUCAGUGGCUUCAAAGGACCCGAUGAGGCAGACUUGCAUGCCCUACUAGGGAUGGCAAUAUUUGCAGAUGGUGCAGCAGCUUUGGUAGUUGGUGCUGACCCUGACACCUCCAUCGAACGUCCAUUGUUCCAACUCUUCUCAGCAGGAACCCGGAUUCUCCCUGAUUCAGAAGAAAUGGUCGCCGGACACUUGCGUCAAACAGGUCUUUCAAUCAGUUUAACCAAGGAUGUGGCCAAAACUAUUGCUGCAAAUCUUGAGAAAUGCUUGGAAGAAUCAUUCACCAAAAUAGGGAUUAGUGAUUGGAACUCUAUUUUUUGGGUAAGUCACCCUGGUGGGCCUGCAAUUUUGGACUUGGUCCAAAAGACACUUGGCUUGAAAGAAGAUAAACUGAAGUCAUCAAGGAAAGUGCUGAGUGAAUAUGGUAACAUGUCAAGUCCCACAGUAUUGUUCAUUAUGGAUGAGGUGAGAAGGAAGUCUAAGGAGGAAGGGAAAGCUACAACUGGUGAUGGGCUUGAUUGGGGUGUGCUAUUAGGGUUUGGACCAGGUCUUACUAUAGAGACGGUUGUGUUGCGUAGCGUACCUAUAACUUCAGCUCAUUGAGUAAACGUUAAGUGGCCUACAAAAUCGAAGGCUUGUGAGCAGUC